Messenger RNA from Oncorhynchus tshawytscha (Chinook salmon), 4997 nucleotides. RefSeq names its product serine/threonine-protein kinase 35. Gene Ontology annotation, molecular function: ATP binding; protein serine/threonine kinase activity. The record is from RefSeq and is a predicted model, not a curated record. Lineage: Eukaryota; Metazoa; Chordata; Actinopteri; Salmoniformes; Salmonidae. Bases 200 to 1480 code for a protein of 426 amino acids. The transcript has 4 exons. Gene Ontology annotation, cellular component: cytoplasm; autophagosome. Gene Ontology annotation, biological process: autophagosome organization; peptidyl-serine phosphorylation; positive regulation of autophagy.
CUCUCUCUUUUUGUACAUUGGGGGCUGUACAGUUGUUUAUUAAUCAAAUUUGUUCAAAGAGCGGCAUCAUAUAAGUAGAGAGGGCUAUCUGACGUUUAAUCUACAAUUAAACGUCACAGGUUUGAUCAUUCGUUUUGACUCAAGUAAUGAAAGAUACACAUAUUUUUCCUAAACACUUGUUUUCAACUAAAAAGAAGUCAUGGAUAUAUACAACGCGAGAAGGCGAAAGAUAAGAACCCCAAGAAGUCUGCGGGCUUUCAAAAGGCUGGUUGAAGCACAGAACGCCACAAUGAAGACGAAACGGGAGGUAAAACAAGAGGUGGUCAAAGUCUUGAGGGCGCUGGUGGUAGGGAACAACAACGAAGACAUCGAUGUCCCUAUGGAGGAGGACUGUUUCUCUAUGAACUUUUCCAAGAACGAGAACCUGGAGCAUGCUAUAGUAAUGGCACCACGAUACAAUCUGUUGCGGGAGGUGGGAAGGGGCAGCUAUGGGGUAGUGUUCGAGGCAAUUGCUCUGAGGACUGGGGCAAGGGUAGCGGUUAAAAAACUACAGUGCAACGCUCCCGAAAAUGUGGAACUCGCUCUGGCCGAAUUCUGGGCCUUGGCAAGCCUGGAGACGAAACACGAGAAUGUGGUGCAGCUUGAGGAAUGUGUGCUACAAAGGAACGGCAUGGCCCAGAAAAUGAGUCAUGGAAAUAAAAGGUCCAAACAAUACCUGCGGUUGGUGGAGACUUCACUAAAAGGUGAGCGGAUUCUGGGCUACCCAGAGGAGCCGUGCUACCUGUGGUUCGUCAUGGAGUUCUGCGAGGGCGGGGAUCUUAACCAGUACAUCCUGUCACGGCGGCCUGACCCGCGCACCAACAAGAGCUUCAUGCGUCAGCUGACCAGCGCCGUGGCCUUCCUACACAAGAACAACAUUGUGCACCGCGACCUCAAGCCCGACAACAUCCUCAUCUCCCAGAAGUCGGGCUUCCCUGUACUCAAAGUGGCCGACUUCGGCCUCAGCAAGGUCUGCGCUGGCUUUGGUGCCGGUGGCAACGAUGGCGAAGAGCAACCCACAGCUGGUGGCGGGGACGGCAGCAACAACAAGAACGUGAACAAGUUCUGGCUGUCGUCAACUUGCGGCUCGGACUUCUUCAUGGCACCCGAGGUGUGGGAGGGCCAUUACACGGCCAAGGCAGACAUCUUCGCCCUGGGCAUUAUCAUCUGGGCCAUGCUGGAGCGGAUCACCUUCAUUGACGCUGAGUCGAAGCGCGAGCUGCUGGGCACCUAUGUGCGGCAGGGCAGCGAGAUCGUGCCAGUGGGCGAGGCGCUGCUGGGGAACCCCAAGAUGGUCCUGCACAUCCCGCAGAAGACACGCAGCACCAUGUCGGAGGGGGUGAAGAAGCUGCUGCAGGACAUGCUGGCGGUCAACCCCCAGGACCGGCCCGACGCCUUCCAGCUGGAGGAGCGGGUGGACCAAGUCACGCGUGCUGCGUGACACCGCUCCCAUUCCCCUUUCCAACCCCUGGUCUGUCAGAGAAGGGACUGCUCUUUUACCAGAUGAGCAGAUCAGCCGGGGUCGUCUGCUUUCCAAAGCCAAACCUGGCCCAGCCCUCCACUUCCUGCUGCUCCUCCUCUGCAUUGGUAUACAAACUGAAGGUGGGAUUCCACAUCUGUACAGAGGUGUAAAAAGGGACUGUGAACUGUGAAACCUCUACAAUUGCUCCCAAAUGUGAAAGAAUGGAGGGUUUGCGGUCAGCGCUUCUAAAAUCAGGACACCUUUAUCGGGAAAGCUAUGCAAUAAGUCAUGUGAGAAGUCAGGUCCUCUCCCCUUCCCCCACCGCACCUUUUAUUUUUAAAAAGCCCAAAGACAUUCACCAACGGACGACGGUCAAGUAUGCCAGAACACAAAGUGUUCCUUGGCACACCUGGUUUGGAAUGGGGGCGGCAGUAGCCUUGAGGUUGGAGAAGCAGGCCAGCAUCUGGAGGGUUGCCGGUUCGAAUCCCACUGCUGAAGAGGGCAAAAAAUAUGGCGGGAGUGAGCCAGCAGGUGCCACCUACCUCUCCAACCUAAUGUGUGUGUGUGUAUCCAGGGGGUUAGAUAAAAUGUCCAUCCUGUAGGGACUAAUAAAGUAUAUCUUAAUGGCCACAAGGAGUAAUAAUGAUUUGUUAUUUGAUGAGCUGGUCUUCAAAAUAAAUUUUUCUCAAUGUUGUUUUUUUAUUUGAAUUGGUCCGGACGGACAUGUACCGUUUCUUCCUUCUUCUCCGAUGUUGACGUGUGUUGGAUGGGGCCACAUAGGCUAGUAUGGAUGGAUAAUCGUUCACGUAUAUACCGGAGAGGAUAACAUGUUGCACUGUGUACCCUCUAUACCAGAGUUUUAAAAAGUAUUCCUAAAACGACCGACGAUAAUGAUGUAGAAGAAGGGACUUGUAUACUGUGAAUUGGAAAUGUGAAUUCAGUUCAAUACAACUUUAUUUAUAGACAAUUUAUAAGGGUGGGUUAUAUUGGGUAGUUCAGUACACAGCGCCCCAUGUCCCCUGUCCUCAAUUUGGACACAUUGCACUAGUAUCAACCAAGCAGCAUCAUCAACACCCCUGUUCCCCUCCCUCUACACCCUUGUGCCUUAUUAGACUUUCAUCAGAUGGAGGGGUAACCAAUUUGGUUCCUAAGUAGUUUGAUGUUUUUUUUUAUACAUGCAGUAUACAAUUUUCCCUUGGUAGCAGGCCUAUAUAAUAUGAUAAUAUUGUUAUGUCGUGCAUUUGAAGCCAAACGGUGCCAUCUCCCUAUAUAAGAUCAUAAAAUGGUUUUAGGGGAAUUACCUAUUGCGUAAACCAAAUUGUACCAGAGUUGUGGACACUGUCACAAUUUUAAUAUUGGGCUAAAUAUAAAUUGAUUAUGUUAUAUAUCCCAAAAAUUUGGUAUGAAACGGAAUCAGGUUAAUUUCAGACCGAAAAAUUGACUGAUUAGCUAGUAACUACGAUGAAAAGUCUUACAUUAUUGUAUGUCACUCACUAUUAAGUUGACAUUGACAGUGUCUUUUUUUUAUACAGAAAUGAAUAAUGAAAUGUGGCUGUUGGCUACUGUGAGCAUGUUAUGGUUUCAAUGUGAGGUUUGUGUAUGAAGAUUCAGGACCCUCACCAAAGGGGAUUUUAGACUCACUUUAAGCCUAGUGCCAAUUAAGGGCAAAGCAGGCAACUUUGAGCACUUCGAAAUCCCUUUUAAACUCUCAUUUACUUCUUUGACUUUGGAUAUUGUAACCAUAACAUUUGCUGAUAACAUCAUGUGAAUAAUGCUAUGGAAUGGGAUCAAAAGGACAGUUGUGAUCAACAACGUGUGAUCUUUGUAAUGGAAUGGUUUUUGAAUAUCUGUUGGAGGUUCUUCAGCUUAGGAUGUCGAUUGUUUGGCAUUGGUAAUAGUUCCCCCAAGUAGCACCACGACUAAAAAAAAAAGUGGUUUUAAAAAAUCACCUUUUCCUCGCUCACCAUAGAGCCGUUUUUAGUUGUGUCACUUCACUAUAAACGAGAUGUGUGUGGGAAUAACAGUUGAAUGGACAGAUACUAUUGUACACACACAAAACGCAUAGUCAUCGUCGUCGUUUUUCAAACACUACCACUUAAGAGUCUACCAUCUAGAUUGUGAAGUGUCUUUUUGCAAUGUUUCUGACUUGUAAUGACUCUUCCUAGUAUUUUAGUAAGUCCGAGUGACAAUACCUGUUCACGUAAUGGUUGACAGUCUAAACCAGGGCUGGAUCUUUCCAAAAAGCUAAUCCUGCAUUGCAGAAUGUGGACUUCAGCAAGCACCAACCAACAAACAGUUGAACCACAGCAUAUUGGGAAUGUUCUCUGUGUUAUCUAUUUGCUUUUAUUUUAAGUGAGCACGGUAGUUGACGAUUGAUUCAUAGACGUGUUUCCAGGAUUCAGUUGGGACCGUAUCUUGUGUCAAGGCAACCCAUUCUUUCCUUUUUUUAUUAGUCUAGUUUCCUGUUUUUUUUCUUUCGUUUACGGCUAUUGACAAACACUCGGAUCUGUGUUUGAUAGUCUAAUCCUACCUCAGUCUCCUUCUCUGACCGUUGUCUUUCACUAGACCGUCUCACUAGAUUACUUUUAAACUGGUUUCGGUCUAGACCUGUUUAAUUUGCGUUUUUAGAGGGCCAUUUCUUUAACUGUGAGGUUUAGACCCGAGUCAGUUUUUCUUUAACCUCAACCAACCUCACUGGUCAAACUCCUCUAAGAUGCUUUUAGAGUAUUUUCUUUUUUUCGCUACCGUUAGCUACUCUGAUCGCCGUUUGAGAUUUUGAAUACUUUACCUUCAAGCUUCUCUGCAGAUAACUUUGCCUUUUUUAGAUGUAUUUUUAUUUUUUACAGAUAACUUCUGAGAUUAACACACCUCUUUCUCAGAUACCUCUAUUUUAAUGUUAGACUGUACACCCAGUGACACUCCGCUUUACUUAAGAGACCAGUUUGUUACCUGGAAAACCUCUUGUAACCUCUGACCUCUUUCGGAGUUAAUAAGUAAGUGAGCACUCCCUUUAACGUCAUGGCAACGUCUACUGUUGCAUGACUACUCUACCUUCAUGUUUUACGUUGAAAUAUACUGUAUAUGAUAAGGGAACUGAAGCUCUUUCCGCCACCUAUUGUUCAUACAUGAUGUCGUACCUUGUUGGGAGUAGUGAAAAAUUUGCUUGUAGGUUACAUGUGUAUUGCCAUGGUUUAAGGGGAGCACUAGUCAUACAGCUACCGUAAUGAUUAUGCUUAAAAACCAACCCACUCCUCUAUGCAACCUUCUUUCACUGUACAAGGAACCAAACCAUUCGUGGUGUUCUGUUUGUUCUCCUGAACUACUACUUCUUCCAGCACCUAUGUCAAAGUGUGUAUACAGUGCGUAUCAUGUAAGUUAUGAACUUUUUUGUUUAAGAAGCUAACUUGAGCCAUUAGAUGUUUUAGUAAAGCAUAUUUUUUGUUGCUGUAAAUGUUUGACAACUUCAGUUUCUCUUGAAUAAAUUAUAAAAAAAUAA